UCCCUGCCCCGCUGCCGGUGGCGGCUGGGAUGACGCACGUCCGGCGCGGUCGGUGUGUGCGGAGUGCCCGGCCCGGCCAUGCCCGCCGGCGUGCCCUGGCCCACGUACCUGCGGGCGCUGGCCGCCAGCAUGCUGGCCAUGUUCGCGGGGGCCGAGGUCGUGCACAGGUACUACCGGCCGGACCUUAGCAUACCUGAAAUACCUCCUAAGCCUGGAGAACUGAGAACAGAACUGUUGGGUCUAAAAGAAAGAUCAAGCAAAGUUCGGACUUCACAACAGUGACCAGAAGUUACUUCCGUUGUGAAAACUAGGACUGAUAAAAUAUUUAUUCAACUGUUUAAGUUGCAGAAAUAUGUAUGUGAAAUACUGUACUGCCUUAAUGCUUUUUUGCUUUCCUUUAAGCAGUUUCAGGCAGCAUUUAAAAUAAAUGUACAAUGAGUACUGUUGUUAAAAGUCCAGUUGGUUGUGUGCCAAAAUAGUUGUGACUUCUUAAAUCUGGAUUGCAGUGUAACUAUCCUUCAGAAUAAAGGGUUAAACCAUGACAAA
This is a messenger RNA of Lepidothrix coronata (blue-crowned manakin), 546 nucleotides long. RefSeq names its product chromosome unknown C12orf73 homolog (gene CUNH12orf73). Lineage: Eukaryota; Metazoa; Chordata; Aves; Passeriformes; Pipridae. The coding region runs from base 79 to 282 and encodes 67 amino acids. The record is from RefSeq and is a predicted model, not a curated record. Gene Ontology annotation, cellular component: mitochondrion. Gene Ontology annotation, biological process: mitochondrial respiratory chain complex III assembly. The transcript is spliced from 2 exons.